Ophidiomyces ophidiicola is the source of this 2100-nucleotide messenger RNA. RefSeq lists its product as uncharacterized. NCBI's taxonomy places the organism in Eukaryota, Fungi, Ascomycota, Eurotiomycetes, Onygenales, Onygenaceae. The transcript is spliced from 6 exons. The coding region runs from base 1 to 2100 and encodes 699 amino acids. The record is from RefSeq and is a predicted model, not a curated record.
AUGGACGAACUGAAAGCUUUCCUCCGGUGCUCACUUUGCUCGGAGGGAACAGGAAAGGCAAAAUGGACACAUGAAUUCCAUAUUGUCUUUAUGGAGAACGACCAUGUGAAUAUUGGCAAAAUUCUCUGCCACAAUAGAGUCUUGACGUCGAUUUGCUUGAAUAUAGUUGAGAAACUCAUUGAAUCGCCCUCUAGCCCUACAUGCGUUCGUGUAGUCGGGCAAAACUCGCAAUAUGCUUCAAUGGAAGCAUUCCUACUACAUACGAGCUGCGUUGACCUACUGAGAUUGUUUUCUGGAGAAAUUUUAGUGACAAAAUUGUUUUGGCUUUGUCAGAUUCUUGAGCCUAGUCGAGGAAAAGGAUUUGGUUUCACUGAACCACCUGUAGCUCUAGAUUAUCUGAAUCCUGUUCAUUCUCUUAUUCCUUGCCCCAGGCUCUAUCAAAACCCCCCAAAAAAGCCCAUGCCGAAAGGAAUGAUCCCCCUGCCAGUCGAAAUUCUAAUGAUGAUUCUUGAUCUUGUUUCAUCAGAAACACUGGUCAAUAUAUUCUGCUCAAGCUCUGAUAUGAUGACGUUGGCACUCUUAUAUUGCAAAUGUCAUCCCUAUCACUUCUACCCUUUCAUUGGGCCAUUAAGCUCACAAGAAGAUGUUAGCAAUGUUGUACAUGCAAUCUUUUAUGGGUUUUCAGAACAGAAAUAUCUUGCUCUUGAUUUCAGAUGGAGGUUACUUCGGAUAAUGAAACUCCACGCCUACAACAUUGCUAACAUAUCUAGCAGCUACACACCACAUCAUAGCACAGAACUUCAACUAUCCCCACUUAUUUCCCUCAGACUCUACCAGACUUUUCAAGUCUCCAUACCAAAAUAUGUUACCACCUUGGAAGUCUUUACAAUACCUGUCAACUCUCAGCAUUAUGUUUGUGGUAUCGGAUGGAUGAUUGAUUCCCAAUUAGUCCUUCAUGGCAGAUAUUCAAACAAACAAAGUCACCUGAGUUACCAUUCUGGCAACACGCUUUACUUCAUUGAAAACCCCCUAGGAAUAAAAGCGGUCAAGUUUGGAAACACAAUGUGGGUUGAUAGAACUUCCGAAUUAAAAUCAGAGUGGGAAGGAUGCAGUUUGGCAGAUGGAAGUUCAGAGCUGCUUAUUACUGCUGAUUGUCUUAAGUUUCGCUCCAUACGAUGGUUAAAAAGUGCCGUUUCCUUUGAGGAAACACUGGAUUAUGAAUCUGAAGCGACACUCAUCCAACAGUUUGGUAAUUUUGCAACUGAAUCUGUGAUUUUCAAACCAGAUCUGCGCGGAAUAACCAUGUAUUAUGACUGUGUUUUGUCAGGAAUUGUUGGUAUCUGUCUACAUUCUACAACAGAAACUGAUUGUAUUGGGUAUGACACUGGCCUUGCUAAGUUCUUUCCGAUUCAUGGCCCAAACGAAUUCAUUACGGAUAUUCAAAUUCGAUUUUGUUCGUCACUACUAAAAACCCUUACUAUUGGAGUACGAACCAAUUGGAAUCGAUAUUGCUUCUUUGGCUCUUCUCCAUCACCACAUCUGGAAUACGAGACUCGCAUUUUCCGAGCCCCAAACAUGCAUUUUAUAUGCGGAGUUUAUUUCCGUGUAGAGAGACACAGUUAUAUCCGCUCUCUUGGCGUUAUAAUUUCUCCGGGAUAUCAUCGGCCUUCUUUUCCUGAAAACCCGACAAUUUUACCAGCUUCUAUACUGACACCAAACUGUGAGCAUGCCUUUUCUCUGGAAUCCAGUGCACCACUCCACGGUAUUCGACGAAUACUAUGGUAUAACGACGGAGCCUACUAUACUGGAUUAAGGUUUGUCUAUCAUUCCGGGAUUUCUGAAGUGGUAGGCAGAAUCAGGAAUAACCAUAUGCACGAAGUUGUGUUGUCAGAGCAGGAUAUUAUUCACCAAGUCCGAGUGGUCUCUCAUAACCAAAAAAUUAACAAAAUUGAGUUUGAUUGUGAAGAGGUUGCUUGUCAGAAUGGCACUCAAUAUGUAGUAGGCAAUUCAACGGCACGUUUCCUCCCCACACGAAUCUGUUUACUAGAGAUCAUACUAAUGAGAUUUUUAGAUGAUCAUUUGGCGUUACUCAAGUUCUAG